AUGGCAGCGUCCGUACACCACAUCGUUCCCAAACUCACUAUAACAACUGCAGCUCGUCCCGAGUCAAGACGACUCAGUUUCAACUCAGUCAGCCGCUGCGUUCCAACAACAGCAACAGCCGCUACUGACGCCGGGACUCAGCGAAUCACGGUGAAGAACGGGAACGAUUCGCUUGACAUAUGCAGAGUCCUUAACGGUAUGUGGCAGACUAGCGGCGGUUGGGGCCGUAUUGACCGAGAUGGCGCCGUUGAAGCCAUGCUUCGUUACGCCGACGCUGGUCUCUCCACCUUCGACAUGGCCGACCACUUUUACCCGUAUAAAUGA
Molecule: messenger RNA, 324 nt
Organism: Dovyalis caffra
Lineage: Eukaryota; Viridiplantae; Streptophyta; Magnoliopsida; Malpighiales; Salicaceae
Source: the annotation of a GenBank genome assembly